GCAGGGUAACAUUUUAUCCAUAACUUGUUUUUCCAUACUAAGAGAGUUUAAGCAGUUGAAGAAAUGGCUUCCAAGGCUUUGGUUCUGUUAGGUCUCUUUGCAGUUCUUCUUGUCGUCUCAGAAGUGGCCGCAGCAGCUGAGGCACAGUCCGGCACAGUGAAGAAUGAGGAAAUUGUGCAACCUGAUCAAUAUGGUGGAGGUUACAACAACGGAGGAGGAGGCUACAAUAAUGGAGGAGGAGGUUACAACAACGGAGGAGGAGGUUACAACAAUGGAGGAGGAGGUUAUAACAAUGGAGGAGGAGGGUAUAACAACGGAGGAGGAGGGUACAACAGAGGAGGAGGCUACAACAGAGGAGGAGGAUACAACCGCGGAGGGGGUGGGGGUUACUGCCGCCACGGCUGCUGCUACAGAGGUUACCGUGGCUGCUCAAGGUGUUGCUCGUAUGCUGGAGAAGCUGUUCAGACUCAGCCCGGUCACUAAAACAAAAUCAUCAAUUCCCCACCAUGCAUAAUUGCAUUAUGUGUGUAUCACUUUUAAGUAAACCAUGGUGCGAUUUUAAUGAAGUGCCUCAAGUAUUUGAGGCAAGAUAGAUUAAGACGAUAACUAUGGGAAUAAAGUUUGAAAAUAAUACUUGUAAGAUGUGCUGUUUGCGUAAUCGUGUGUACUUUUAUGUUAAUAUCGUCUUUCGGUUUUGGAUAACGGCACUGUUACAUAUACUUUAUGUUACCGUUAUUCAUACUCUCAGGUUGGGAGAUAAACUUUCUGUGGCCAAA
Molecule: messenger RNA, 776 nt
Organism: Camelina sativa (false flax)
Lineage: Eukaryota; Viridiplantae; Streptophyta; Magnoliopsida; Brassicales; Brassicaceae
Product: glycine-rich protein 3 short isoform
Source: RefSeq, a predicted model, not a curated record